This is a messenger RNA of Colletotrichum scovillei, 899 nucleotides long. RefSeq lists its product as uncharacterized. Lineage: Eukaryota; Fungi; Ascomycota; Sordariomycetes; Glomerellales; Glomerellaceae. Gene Ontology annotation, biological process: intracellular protein transport. The record is from RefSeq and is a predicted model, not a curated record. Bases 191 to 535 code for a protein of 114 amino acids. Gene Ontology annotation, cellular component: Sec61 translocon complex. The transcript is spliced from 4 exons.
GGUGCACCCCCGACCCUCUAGAGAGCUUGAGUUCCCAUCAUCACGCCCUCCCGACCGACCAUCCACAUCCCACACCACCCUUUCCGAACUUCGAUUCUUCUUCCCGCGUCGACUUUUUCGAACGAAUUCUCCUGGUUUCCGAGUAUCCUGCAGCGAUCUUGGAUCUUGUCCCUCGUCACACUCCUUCACAAUGUCCUCCCCUCGCCCUUCCUCGCCCGUUAACGGAGCCGGCGCCGCCGCUUCUGGCGCCAGCGUCGCGCGUCCCUCCUCGCCUACUCCUCCCGGCGGUCCCAGAACCGCCAUCCGUCGCCGCGCGGCUGCCGACCAGAAGGAGAAGAUUGCGAAUGCGCGGCCGAACAGCACGAGAGCUGCCGGUGCUGGCGGUAGCAGCAGCACCAUGCUGAGACUCUACACCGAUGAGUCUCCCGGCCUCAAGGUCGACCCCGUCGUUGUUCUCGUUCUUUCCCUUGUUUUCAUUUUCAGCGUUGUCGCCCUUCACAUCAUUGCCAAGCUCACCCGCAAGUUCUCCUCUUAAGCGACCUGAGAAGACGAUCAGGAGAGAUGCAAAAGCUAGCCUUGGAUGAUGCUCACACAGCUUUGUGAGGAAUCGCAAAAGCAAUGGUGAUGCUGCCAUAACCCAAACUAAAGGGAUGCCAUUGCGACGAGAAAGAAAGAAAGAGAGGUGUGUCUGCAAAGGCACAGACUGCUUUUGGGAUAUGCGAGGAAGUGGCAUCUGGUAUCAAAAAACAACACAAAAGCAACCUUUUGACGAUAAUGGACAGUGGAGUGCCUGCUUGUGCUCGAGAGGGGGAGUACUUUGGUUGAAGAGGCAGAGAGCAUGACUGAUGCGCGCCGCUGUAUUAUACCUCUUUUUACAUUUUAUUACGCUUCUAGUCCAG